Molecule: messenger RNA, 1646 nt
Organism: Arachis duranensis
Lineage: Eukaryota; Viridiplantae; Streptophyta; Magnoliopsida; Fabales; Fabaceae
Exons: 3
Coding region: 387-944 (185 amino acids)
Source: RefSeq, a predicted model, not a curated record
CCCUCCCUUAGCUUAGCAGCGGCACAUGCAGAGUUCCAUUUGACCCCUGAAAGAAAGAAAGAAAUAGAAAAGAGAGGAGGAGAGUGGGCGCCGUUGACUCUUGAUCUGCAUCGGUUCUUGUUCGCGCCAAGGAUGGCAGCGCCAACACAUUGUAGGGGAGGAAGAAGACUCGCGCUGGUCUCACCGCCACCAUCGCGCCGUCGUUUGACCAAGGAGGGAGAUGAGCGGCGCGCCUCAUUGCCUCGCCGCCGCUGGACUCGCGCACAGGGAGAGAGGACGCGCGAAAGGGAGCCACCGCGGGGAAGCCAUCGCCGCCUACCACUGUCACCGAGCGUGGGGCUUUCGCUGUUCUCCUUGUCACCGCCUAGCUCACCACCGCCACAGUGAUGCUCACGCCGUCGUCCUCCUCACCGCGGAGUCUGAGUCCUCGUUAUCCACGGAGGGCCGAAGAGAGAAGCUCGAACAAGAUAGAGAGAGAGAGAUCGGCGGAAGGGGGUCCCUGUUCUGCGGCCGUGCCUCCGCCGUCGCGGGUCCUCUGCUGUCCUUCCACCAUCACUGAAGUCCUCCAUCGCCGUGGCUUGCUGUUCGAAGCUGCCACCUCGCCACUGCUGGAGGUCUUCCCCAAUCCGGUUCGAAGGAGAGAACGCCAUUGGGUGGGGAAAACGCUUCUGUCACGCUCCUCGGUCACUGGUGGUAAAGCCGCGUCGCCAUCACCCAUGGGUUGCUGUUCCUACCACCGCUACAAAAAUCACUGCCAAAGCUUUUGCCCGUUUUUACCGCCGGAGAACCUCGCUGCCAUUGCCGGAAAAUUCUAUCGGUCAUCACUGCCGCUUGAGGUGGCGGACAGAGCUACUGCCGGGCUGCCGCCAAACCGGUUCGGAGGCCGCCGCUGUGUUGGUUCAGCCGUUCCUCCUUCGGCUCGGAUAUGGGCGCAGAAGUCAUGAAGAGUUUAUUUAAUUGUUGUUGAGAUGCUCUGUAUUGCUUUAGAUUAUUAUUUUUGUACCCUCGCCUUUACCUUGAUAUAUUCUGUAAGAGGGAUAGGAAUUGUAUUGGGUAAUGUGUGUAGUAUUAUUUAUAUAUAUGUAUGUAUAUGUAUAUGGAUGUACUCUUGAUGAGCUUUUGUAAGUUGUAUGGUAUCUAUGGAUGUACGUUAUCGAAUGAAAGUAAAUUUUGGAGCAGUAUUGCGGUUUAAAGUUUUAAACAGGCUCAUAUUUUAGUAUUAAAUAGUAUAAGUGUCGUCGUAAUAUCCGAGCUAUCAGAGUUGUGCAGGCGGAAGCGUGAGCUUUGGUAAUUAGGGUGUUACACUUUCCACGUUGGUUCAGAGAAUACGUUAGAGUGCAGCUAAUUGACACAAUAGAUUCGGAACUAAUUACACUUAAUUGGGACCAAUGAAUAAGGACACUAGCUACCUGAUGUACACUGUUAAUGGAUAUUGGUUUUAUACCUUACAGUGGUCGAUCAGAAAGAAAACAAAUAACAUUGGAGUUUGGGUUCACAGGGAUUCUGGCAGGGUCACUCUAAUUGGUUAUGCAUCUUGCAUAACAUAAUUGAUUUAGAGUAUUUUUGUCGUACUACGUACAAGGUGUGCGUAUUUAAAUGUGAAUUGUAUGAUCUCAGAUCGUGAUAAGUAACACAAAAGUACAAGG